This is a messenger RNA of Suillus clintonianus, 2290 nucleotides long. RefSeq names its product cytochrome P450. The record is from RefSeq and is a predicted model, not a curated record. Lineage: Eukaryota; Fungi; Basidiomycota; Agaricomycetes; Boletales; Suillaceae. Gene Ontology annotation, molecular function: monooxygenase activity; iron ion binding; heme binding. Bases 1 to 1812 code for a protein of 603 amino acids. The transcript has 16 exons.
AUGAGGAGACUAGCGUACAUUCAACCUGAACGAUUCCGUGCUCUCAUGCUCGUUGAUAUAUCAGUGCUGCAGUGCUCAGCUUGGGAAAUGUGGUGCCACGGUGCUGGAAUGAGCCGACGGCACACGCGCAGCCAUCCGGGCCCCUCAACACAAGUACGAUUCGAAUUUCCAGCUCAUCUCGAAGCUUCCUUGUCGAACGGACAUUUAUCUUGGACGGCUGCGACUGCCGCGCUGGUCACAGCAGUCACGAUCUCAAAGGUUUUCAAGUUCGUGUCGGGUCUGAAGGCAGUGGAUUACCUCCCGGGCUUAUGGGUGCCAUUUCAGCCCCUCAGUUUGCUAGGUGUGCUCGCACCAGAAAAGUCAUGGAACCCGGGCGUAAUCUUUGUGUGGACGUGGAGGCAUACUAGAAACAUUUAUCGUCGCUUUGGAAGCGACACAGUCUCGAUAGUUCCUUUUUUCUCUGGCGCACCGUCAAUAUAUACACGAUCGAUGGAUGUCACCAGGCAGGUCGUGACCGCUGGUCAUAAGUCGGGUGCAUUUUCGAAGACUGAUGAUAUGGGUCGCGCGUUUCUGUUUUGGGGUCCGAGUCUUGUUAUGGCGGGGGCACAGGAUCAAUGGAGAAAGCACAGGAGGAUUGCUGGACCUGCGUUUAAUAACGACACCUAUCAGCUUGUCUGGAACGCUUCACGCAAAGUAUAUGCUGACAUGAUUGACUGUGAGGGGUGGGCAGAGAAAGCCACGAUAGACGUUCCACGUAUCCAAACACUGACAACCAAGUUCACUCUCCUCAUCAUUGCCACUUGCGGCUUUGGUCUCCCGUUUUCCUGGGGGGAGCCCCCCUCUCAUGAUGGACAAAUGUCGAUUCAGCAGUGCUUGGAAAUAAUAACGAUUAGAAAUUCCUUUGCAAUUAUAGCUCCAAAAUGGGCUUGGAAACUGCCACUGCCAUGGGUUCGCCAGACCCGUCAAGCGUUCGAUACCAUGAGGGCAUUCAUGAAUUCCCACGUCCAGGCGAGGCGGGAGGCCAUUAAUUCUGCAGGCGAUGACACACCGAAGGACAUCCUUUCGUUGUUUGUUCGAGCGAGCGAAGAAGGGGGCAAAUUGGGUUUAGACAACGAGGAAUUGAUCGGAAAUAUCUUUGCAUUGCUGUUUGCUGGCCAUGAGACCACAUCGCACACUCUAGCAGCUACUCUUGGUUUCUUGUCAUUAAAUCCAUCUAUCCAGGAAGAGAUAGUCGAGCAAUUUUACGAAGUCACUAAAGGGCGCGAAAAUGGCGAGAUUACAUUCGAAGACUACAGCAAACUAGACAAGGCUCUUGCAGCAUUCUAUGAAGCAAUCCGAAUGUUCCCUUCCGGUGUAUAUCUCAUAAGGGAGGCAAAGCAAGACACAGUACUCAAUCUUUCAGGUAUCGGCGAGGAACCGAAGCUGUUGCCCGUCGCGAAAGGUACACAUGUCGUGGUUGACAUGGUUGGCGUCCAUUACAACCCGCAAUAUUUCUCUGACCCAGAGGAGUUCAAACCUGCACGAUGGUAUGCGGACAGAUCGGGCAAGAAAGAUAUUGCAGACAGUGAAGACCACACUGGCUUUAGCGUCGGGCCACGCUCCUGCCUUGGUAAAAGGUUCGCGACGACUGAGGCCGUUUGUUUCCUAGUACUGCUUCUACGUGAUUGGCGCGUCGAGCCCCUUCUGUCUGUCAACGUCUCUACCGGAGAGAAGGAAACCAAAGAAGAAUGGCGCGAAAGAGUCAUGCAGGCCAAAAUGACUCUGACGAUGGGCGUCAGGGAUGUUCCACUGACAUUUGUAAAGCGGGUUUGAUGACAUUUCUAUGUAAUUUAUGAUACUGUUUGUAACAGUGCAGCAUACUAAGUUUGUUAUCUAGUGGUUCGUUGCCUACCGAUAGUUCUUUGCUUUUCGCAGCUUGUUUGCAGUCGGGCUAUAUUAUACGUGGUGACUACUGCAUUUUGCGUGGUAGCGGUCAACUGUGGGUGGCGAGACGAGGGCCUCCGGGAUUAGAAGCAUACUGGUGAACCGUCCUCGACUUCCGAAUGUAUGUCCCAGAGAACAUACACGUAGAGUUCGGUAAUCCGGAAUGUUGCCACCUCUGGCUGUACGGAUCAGCUAUCGAACUCGGAGCUCAUCGAUGCAUCGACGGACAAUCAUAACAGGAAAUGCAGAUCAUAAUGGAACGGCCGGUUCCAAUGACUGCUUACAUAAUAUGAUCAACCUCGUUUCGAGCUGCUAGUGCCACUAGCAGUAGUACUAUGACGAUCAUUUUUGUAGCAAGGUUCUGAUG